AUGAGUUUUAUCCAGCCAGUGGAGUAGAGGAUCCCUCACAUCCCACCUGCAGUCAUGAAUGGUGGCUUUUCUAUUUGGGCUAUAACUCCAGAAGAGAGGGGGAAACAUGACAAACAGUUUGACUCGCUGGCUCCCACCCUGGGAUAUUUGUCGGGAGAUCAAGCAAGAAAGUUCUUCCUCCAAUCUGGUCUUCCCACAUCGGUCCUGGCAGACAUCUGGGCUCUGGCGGACAUAGGAAAGGAUGGGAAGAUGGACAGAUUGGAGUUCUCUAUUGCAAUGAAACUAAUUAAACUGCAGCUGCAGGGUCAGCCACUUCCGUCCAGCCUGCCGAUCAUCAUGAAGCAGACGCCCACCCCUGUGAUGACGUCAUCGUCACGCUUCGGUAUGGGCUCCAUGCCAAAUCUCUCCGCCAUGUCGGUGAUGCCCAUCCUAACACCCAUCCCCACAUGCCCUGUCAUGGCCCCUUUAGUUCCUGUGCCCACCCUGAUAUCUGGGCCACUGCCUCAGAUGCCCAACUCUAUCAGUGUGCCAGCCUUACCUAACGGCAAUGCAACUCUCCUCACACCAACACCAGCAUUCCCAGUCUCCAGUGGUUUGACUAAAUCUCACUCUCUCCUGGACCUUGGCUCUAGCAGUUCUAACUCGUCCUCCACCACCUCCCUUGCGAGUAACUCCCCGAAAACGAGUAGUUCUGAUUGGGCAGUGCCUCAGUCAUCCCGUCUGAAGUACCGACAACUGUUUAACAGCCUGGACAAGCUAAUGAGUGGAUACCUGUCAGGUCCCCAGGUCAGAAAUGCCCUCACAGCUUCAAACCUCACACAAACACAGCUUGCCACUAUAUGGUUUCUGGCUGAUGUGGAUCGUGAUGGGCAGUUGAGAGCAGAAGAGUUUAUUUUAGCGAUGCAUCUGGUUGAAAUGGCCAAGACAGGGCGGCCUUUACCUCUCACUUUACCUCCCGACCUUGUGCCUCCUUCACUCAGAACAACUAAGUCAUGUGACCUGCUAAACGGACCUGUUCCUCUGAUUAGCACUGAGCUGAUUGAGCCAGAACUGCCACAGAAAAACAAGAGCAAUGUUUCAUAUGAAGACAAACUGAGGGAAAAUUUCCAGAGGGGAAACGCAGAGCUGGAGAAGCGUCGCCUGGCUCUUCAGGAGCAGCAGAGGAGAGAGGAGGAGCGCAGGAGAGAAGAGGAGAGGCGAGAGGAGGAGAAGAGACAGCAGAAGGAAAGAGAGGAGCGAGAGAGGAGAGAGAGAGAAGCGCGAGAAAUGGAGAUCAGGAGACAGAGAGAGGAGGAGCGCAGGAUGGAGAGACAGAGAGAGCUGGAGCGACAGAGAGAGGAGGAACGACUGAAAGAAUUAGAGCGGCGAGAGGCAAGUAGAGCAAGCAAGGACAUACAGAGGGAAGCUGAGCGACAAAGACGGAGGGAAUGGGAGAAGAGCAAACGUGUGGAGCUUCAGACUCAGAAAGAAAAGGAGCAGAAUGACAUACAGAGACUAAAGGACAGGAAGAGGAGUCUUGAGAUUGAGCUGGAGGCCGUGGGUAACAAGCAUAAGCAGAUCUCCAGUCAGCUGCGUGAUGCUAAGAGUAAGAGACAGGGGCAGUGGGCCGAGUUGGAGCUGAUCAACCAGAGGAGAGACGUCUGCAUUACUGAUAUCAACUCACUGCAGUUACAGUUUGAUGAGAUGCAGCGGCAGUUGAAUCAGCUGGGCCCUGAAAAGCAGCGACUGGCUGACAGACUUGUACAUUUUACCCAAAACAUCUCCAGUCCUUUGAUAAACGAUGUGAAACAGAGUGUGUGCGAGAAAGAUCGGAGCUGUCGGAAGCUUAAGGAGCAGCUGGAUGUUUUGGAGAGAGAAACCACGGCCAAACUCUCACAAAUGGAGCAGUACAACAAAGAAAUCAAGGAAUUGAGACAGAAGCAGAGCCAGCAGCAGGACGUCCUGGAGCAGCUCAGGAGGGUCAGAUCUGACAAACUCAAAGAGCUCCAGAGACACAGGAAAGAGGAAGAGGAGAGAAAGAGGAAGAAAGAAGAGGAGGCCGCCAGACAGGCCCAGUUGGAGCAGGAGCGGCUGGAGCAGGAGGAGGCUGAGCGGCAAAGGAAACUUGCACAGGAACGAGAGGCCAAACUCAGGGAAGAGCAGCAGCGGCAGGCUCUGGCCAGACUGCUGGAGGCUCAGGAGCAGGCCAGAGCCAAAGAGGAGAAGAGGAGAGCUGAGGAGAAGGAGAGGAAUGAGCUAGAUGUACACACUCAAUCCAGUCUGCCUUUCAACAGCACAGAGAACAACAUUUUGCAGCCAGUAGUGAUCCCUGAAGUCACGUGUAGUUCUCUGACCACCUACAGAGCUCUCUAUCCCUUCACUGCACGCAACUCAGACGAGCUCACGCUGGAGGCAGACUGUUUCAUCCAGGUGGAUGAAUCGACAGUCAGAGAGACCGGCUGGCUGUAUGGCAGUUACAGUGGAAACAGAGGCUGGUUUCCAGAGAGCUAUGCUGAGAGAUGCAGUAAAGACAGUCAGACUCAACCGACCGCAGCUGAAACUGAGUCCACUGCGCCCUCUGCCAACUACCCUGGAAUUCCUCGAGUGGACAUAGAAGGACCAACACCGACACACACCCCAGUAUCCACAAACACACAGCACUCACAGGCUGUUGCUCUGUGUGAGUGGAGCGCUAAGACUGACAGUCACCUGGGCUUCUGCAAGGACGACAUUAUUACAGUUCUGGAGAAGCAGGAGAACUGGUGGUACGGAGAACUCAAGGAGAAACGGGGCUGGUUCCCCUGUUCACAUGUCUCUGUGGUCACCACCAAUAAUACACAGAGCGAUUUUGACAUGCCUGCUGGAAAUCUUUUAAGUGUUUUGGUGUCUCUUUUAGGCCUCUGUAUUCUAGCGUGGAGGAGAUUGAAGUGUCAGACUCUGGUUUGCUUGAUGUAUGUGGCUCUGUACACGUAUGAGAGUCCGGAGUCAGGAGACCUGACGUUCAGUGCAGAGGAUGUGGUUCUGGUUACAGAGAAAGAAGGAGAGUGGUGGAGAGGCUGUAUUGGUGACCAGACCGGCCUUUUCCCCUCCAACUAUGUUAAACCCAAAGAACCUGAUACUGCCAGUUCUGCAGUUCCCAGUAAAAAGCCAGAAAUUGCUCAGGUGACUACAGUCAGUCCUGCAACAACACCAGAGCAGCUGAGUCUGACACCUGGCCAGCUGAUCGUGGUGCUGCAUAAGAACUCAAACAGCUGGUGGCUUGGUGAACUACAGGCACGGGGUAAGAAGCGUAAAAAGGGCUGGUUUCAAUCUUCUAAUGUCCGAUUACUGGAGGCCAACAGCGGCAAAAUAACACCUGCACCUCAACCAUUGUGUCAGGUUAUUGCAAUGUAUGACUACAAAGCAGCCAAUAAGGACGAGAUGAGCUUCCAGAAAGGUCAGCUGAUCACCGUACUGAACAAGGACAACCCUGACUGGUGGAAAGGAGAGGUCGCAGGGGUCACAGGGCUGUUUCCAACUAAUUAUGUGAAGAUGACCACAGAAUGUGAUCCAAGCCAGCAAUGGUGUGCUGACCUGCUUAGUUUAGACUCUAUGUGCACUGAGGAGAGGAAGAGGCAAGGCUACAUCCAUGAGCUCAUUCAGACAGAAGAGUCUUACCUGGAGGACCUGGAGCUGGCAGUGGAGGUGUUUUAUAAGCCAAUGGCAGAGUCGGGACGGCUGACCGAUGCUGAGAUGAGCAUGAUCUUUGUGAACUGGCGUGAAUUGAUCAUGUGCAGCACCAAACUCCUAAAAGCUCUGCGUGUGCGUAAGAAGACAGCAGGUGAGCGAAUGCCUGUGCAGGUGGUUGGUGAUAUCUUGUCCUCAGAGCUCUCUCACAUGCAGGCCUACAUUCGCUUCUGCAGCUGCCAGCUCAACGCAGCCGCUCUGCUGCAGCAGAAAACAGACAAAUCUCUCGACUUCAAACUCUUCCUCAAGAAAAUUGCCAGUAAUUACCGCUGUAAAGGAAUGCCACUGUCCAGCUUUCUCCUGAAGCCCAUGCAGAGGAUCACACGAUACCCACUGCUGAUCAAAAACAUUCUGGAAAACACCCCUCCGGCUCACGCUGACCACUCCAAUCUGCAGGCGGCGCUGGAGCAGGCGGAGGAGCUUUGCUCACAGGUGAACGAGGCCGUGAGGGAGAAAGAGAACUCCGACCGACUGGAGUGGAUCCAGAACCACGUGCUGUGUGACGGAGUCAUUGAGCACCUUGUUUUUAACUCUCUGACGAACUGCCUGGGCCCUCGAAAACUGCUGCACAGUGGCAAACUGCACAAGACCAAGAGCAGCAAAGAGCUCUGGGCCCUGCUGUUCAAUGACUUCCUGCUCCUCACAUACACCUCCAAACAGUUCUCAUCCAGCCCAGACAAACUCUUCAAUCCCAACUCCAACACGCAGUACAAGAUGUACAAGACGCCAGUGUUUCUGAAUGAGGUCUUGGUGAAAAUGCCCUCUGACCCGUCCAGCGAUGACCCAGUUUUCCACAUUUCACACAUUGAUCGUGUUUACACACUCAAGACUGACACUAUCAAUGAGAGGACGACGUGGGUGCAGAAGAUCAAAGCAGCAUCUGAUCACUUCAUAGAGACGGAGAAGCUGAAGAGAGAGAAGGCGUAUCAAGCUCGCUCUCAGAAGAACAGUGGCAUCGGUCGACUGCUGGUAACAGUGCUGGAAGCCACAGAGCUGAAGCCCUGCAAACCCAACGGGAAGAGUAACCCAUUCUGUGAACUAACCAUGGGCGCCCAGUGCUACACGUCCCGGCAUCAGCCCGACACGCUCAACCCAAAAUGGAGCUUCAACUGCCAGUUCUUCAUCAAAGACCUGUACCAGGAUGUCCUGUGCCUCACUGUCUUUGAGAGGGACCAGUUCUCUCCUGAUGAUUUUCUAGGUCGAACUGAAGUUCCUGUAGCGACAAUAAAAAAAGAUCAAGAUGGUAAAGGGCCACUGGUUCGACGUCUGCUGCUUCAUGAAGUCCCGACUGGAGAGGUUAAAGUGAGGCUUGAUCUGCAGCUCUAUGAACAAACACCUCACGUAUGA
Danio rerio (zebrafish) is the source of this 5052-nucleotide messenger RNA. RefSeq names its product intersectin 2a (gene itsn2a). The record is from RefSeq and is marked provisional. Gene Ontology annotation, biological process: intracellular signal transduction. Gene Ontology annotation, molecular function: calcium ion binding; guanyl-nucleotide exchange factor activity. NCBI's taxonomy places the organism in Eukaryota, Metazoa, Chordata, Actinopteri, Cypriniformes, Danionidae. Gene Ontology annotation, cellular component: synapse; cytoplasm.